Messenger RNA from Cloeon dipterum, 5769 nucleotides. It is a transcript of the gene sli, whose product is annotated as slit guidance ligand. Lineage: Eukaryota; Metazoa; Arthropoda; Insecta; Ephemeroptera; Baetidae. Gene Ontology annotation, molecular function: heparin binding; calcium ion binding; Roundabout binding. The transcript has 30 exons. The coding region runs from base 177 to 4613 and encodes 1478 amino acids. The record is from RefSeq and is a predicted model, not a curated record. Gene Ontology annotation, biological process: axon guidance.
GUCUCGUUGCUCGGUGCGGCCGUGUCGUGUUUUGUUGCUGUUGCCAGUCCGCCGUCUGGAUUUUCGGUCGGCUCGUCGCGGCGAGAGUGCGUGCAUUCCCGGUGCUGGUCGCGACUUGCGAGAGCAGCUGGGCGUCCCGUGCGUGCGAGUGGCGCGGUCGGUGAUGUGAGAGGCCGAUGGCGGCACUCGUGGUGCUGCUGCUGGCGUGGGCCGCGCUGGGCCCCGCGGCGGCCGGGGCCGUGCGCUGCCCGGCCGAGUGCUCCUGCGUGGCCAACGUGGUCGACUGCGCGCGCCGGGGGCUGCUGCAGGUGCCCCCCGACCUGCCCACCGACGCCCACAGAAUAGACCUGCAGGGCAACAACCUGACGGUGAUCUUCGAGUCGGACUUUGACGGUCUGACCAAUCUGCGCAUUUUGAGCCUGGUCAACAACCAGAUCCACACGAUCGAGAAGGACGCCUUCCACGAUUUGGCCGCCCUCGAGCGAAUCCGGCUGAGCCACAACAGGCUGCGCCACCUGCCCGACAUGCUCUUCUCCAGCUCGCCAGACCUCCUCCGACUGGACCUGAGCCACAACCAGCUGGUCAGCGUCGGUCGGAAACUCCUCAGGGGGCUCACUUCGCUCAAAAACUUACAACUGGAGUUUAAUCAGCUUACCUGCGUCGACGAGGCAGCAAUCAAGGCCCUGAACAGCCUUGAAGUCCUGACGUUGAACAACAACAAUUUGACGUCGCUUCCGAAGGACGUGUUCGAGCCGCUCUUCCGGCUGCGCAGCCUGAAACUGAGCGACAACAACCUGAUUUGCGACUGCCACCUGUCGUGGCUGGCGCGCUGGCUCAAACGCAACCAGCAACUGGCGCCGUACGCGCGCUGCUUCGCGCCCAACCCGCUCAAGGGACAGCCCCUUGUCGAGCUGCAUGAUAAGGAGUUGAAGUGCAGCGGGCUGGUGGAGCGUCAGACGGGCGGCGAGUGCGUUGGCGAGGCGCAGUGUCCGCAUCCGUGCCGCUGCGAUCAGGGAAUCGUUGACUGCCGCGAAAAGGGUCUCGCCAGGGUGCCAACCCACCUCCCCGACGGCGUCACGGAACUGCGGCUUGAGCACAAUGCCAUUACGGAGAUCCCGGCACGCGCAUUCACCCCCUACAAACGCCUCACCCAGAUUGACCUGAGCAACAAUAAAAUCGCGAGGAUCGCACCUGACGCUUUCCAAGGGCUGAAGGGUCUUACCUCUUUGGUUUUGUACGGCAAUAAAAUCAACGAACUGCCUGCCGGUCUCUUCCACGGGCUCGGAAACCUGCAACUCCUGUUGUUGAAUGCGAACGAGAUCUCCUGCAUCCGUCAGGACGCUUUCAAAGACCUGCAUUCAUUAAGCUUGCUGUCGCUGUACGACAACAAGAUCCGUUCUCUGCGCAAUGGCACCUUCUCGUCAAUGCACAACAUCCAGGCCCUACACCUGGCGCGCAAUCCCUUCGUGUGCGACUGCCGGCUGCUGUGGCUGGCCGACUACCUGCGCAAAAACCCGAUCGAGACGUCCGGCGUGCGUUGCGACUCGCCUAAGAGGAUGCUCAGGAAGAAACUGGAGGCUAUGCAGGAGGACAAAAUGAAGUGUUCUGACGCGGCAAAGAAGGCGGUGGUGGAGGAGUGCGGCUCGGACGUGCCGUGUCCCGUCGGCUGCAGCUGUAUCGGCACCGUCGUCGACUGCUCCGGCAUGAGGCUGACCACCGUGCCCCGCGACAUCCCCCAACACACGACAGAAUUGUUGCUGCACGACAACGAGCUGGCAGAAGUUGGUGGCGACGGUCUGUUCGGCGGGCUGCCGCACCUUCGCAGGCUCGACCUGAGCAGAAACAAAAUCGGCGCCGUGGAGCCGCACGCGUUUGAAGGAUGCGCCAAGCUAAACGAACUGCUGCUUUCGUCGAACCGGCUGAGCGUGGUCAGCAAGAAGUCGUUCCAGGGGCUGAACAGCCUGAAGCACCUUGCCCUGGACAACAACCAGGUGGCGUGCGUUGCCCCCGGCGCCUUCGAACACCUCGACUCCCUCCAGACCCUGAACCUGGAAGGUAACGCGUUCAACUGCAACUGCCACCUGGCGUGGUUGGGCGAGUGGCUGCGGCGCCGCUGGGGCGCCGACGCGUCCUCCACCGGCGCAAGGUGCUCGGCGCCGCUGCGUCUGCGUGGCGCCGCGCUGGCGCAGGCGGCGUCGCACGAGUUCAAGUGCGGCGCCGAUGCUGGCGACGCCGGCUGCCUCGGCGCCGACUACUGCCCGCCGGCCUGUUCGUGCGCCGGCACCGUCGUCCGGUGUUCGCGCGCCAACCUCACCGCCGUCCCUGACAACCUUCCACCUGAGACAACUGAAUUAUACUUGGACACAAACAUGAUUACAUCUGUGGAGCCGGACAAGCUGAAACACCUGAAGCACUUGACACGCCUAGACCUGAGCAACAACAUGAUAACAGUGCUGCCAGACCACGCGUUUACUGCUCUUGCCAAGUUGGCGACUUUGAUUGUGAGUUACAACAAGCUUCAGUGCAUUGAACAGCACGCCCUGCGCGGUCUCAAAUCUUUGAGGAUUAUUUCGCUCCACGGAAAUGACAUCUCGCAGAUGCAAAACGGAACCUUUGAUGAUCUGCAUUCCCUAACGCACAUUGCUCUGGGCGCAAAUCCGUGGUACUGCGACUGCUCGUUGCGUUGGCUGUCGGACUGGAUCAAGCGGGACUUCGUGGAGCCCGGAAUCGCCAAGUGCUCGGAGCCCGCGAUGGCGCGCAGCGAGCUGCUGCUGACGGCGCCGCCAGAGCUGAUGGUCUGCUCCGGAAAGGUGGAGGCGGCCGUGCUGGCAAAGUGCGACGCCUGCUUCCGCUUCCCGUGCGCCAACGGUGGCACGUGCCGCCGCGCGCCCGGCCGCGCCUUCGAGUGCGCCUGCGCGCCGGGCUUCCACGGCCGGCGCUGCGAACACAUGAUCGACGCCUGCUUCGGACACCCCUGCCGCAACGACGGAGUCUGUCUCGUCCUCGAGGAAGGACGCUUCUCCUGCCAGUGCCCUCAGGGUUUCACUGGUGAGCGGUGCGAAAGCAACAUUGACGAGUGUUUGGCUCACAAGUGCAUAAACGGAGCCACCUGCGUGGACCUUGUCUCGGGCUACUCGUGCCUCUGCAAGCCAGGCUUCACAGGAAAGUACUGCGAGAAGAAGAUCGAUUUCUGCACCAAAGAGAUGAAUCCGUGCGCCAACGGGGCUCGCUGCGUCAACAACGGCAGCUCGUACGCGUGCGAGUGCCUGCCUGGCUUCAGCGGUGCCAACUGCACCGUGGACGUCGACGACUGCGUCAACCACAUGUGCCAGAACGGCGGCACGUGCGUCGACCACGUCUCCGGCUACUCCUGCCUCUGUCCCAAUGACUUCUCUGGACGAUAUUGCGAGGUGAGCCCGAUGGUUGCGAUGCUGUAUCCGGCAACCUCGCCGUGUCAGCAGCACGACUGCAAACACGGCAUCUGCCAUCAGCCGGACAUGACGUCGGCGGAAUACGUUUGCCGGUGUGCCUCAGGGUACUCAGGCAAGCGCUGCGAGUACCUGACCAGCGUGUCCCUGCGCCACAACGCUAGCUUCGUGGAACUGGAGCCGCUCAGCACGCGACCUUCGGCGAAUGCCACGCUGCGAUUCACCACCACUCAUCCCAGCGGCAUUUUGCUCUACAACGGCGAACAGCAGCAACACCUUGCAGUUGAGCUCUUCCACGGCAGAAUCAGGGUUAGUUUCGACGUGGGCAACCACCCCGUGUCAACCAUGUACAGUUACGAGCAGGUCGCUGACGGAAAGCCACAUAUCGCUGAGCUUCUGGUCGAGGGCAAGAACUUCACCCUUCGCGUUGACCACGGCAAGGCGCGUUCAAUCAUCAACGAAGGCGACAAGGAGUUCCUGCACCUCACCUCGCCCCUCUUCCUUGGUGGUGUUCCCUCAGAGGAGGGUCGUCUGGCGUUCCAGCAGUGGCACUUACGCAACCUGUCCAGCUUCAGCGGCUGCCUCCUCGACAUCUGGAUCAACCGGAAGCCAGUCGAUUUCGGCAACGCGGCACGAAUGCACAAGAUCACGCCAGGAUGCGCCAGCCUGCAGGACUCCUUUGAAGUGAGCGGCCUUGAGGAGCCACGAGCCCAGCCAGAAGACCUGCUCAAGGCCAAAAAGUCCAGUUUCGAGCGAAUGGCAGCCAAACUGGGAUCGUCAGGUGCCCCGUGUGACGCUCACCGCUGCCGCCAUGGCAAGUGCGUGCCCCCGAGGAGCUCCGCGCAACAGCCGGCCUACUCGUGCAUCUGCGACAAGGGCUGGAAGGGCCAGUUCUGCGAGAUUCCAGCAUCGGUGAUGCCGGUGACGAUGCAGUCAGCGACGGUGGCGCCAAUGGGUGGCGCGUGCCGAAAGGAGCAGUCGCUGGACUACUAUGUGGAGAACGGCUGCCGAUCGCGCAAGCCGCUGCGGCUGGCGCGGUGCGAGGGCGGCGGCUGCGACGGCGGCUGCUGUCGGCCGCGCAAGAGCAAGCGACGCAAGGUGCGGCUCAUCUGCAACGACGGCACCCGCUACAUGCGCGACGUCGACAUGGUGCGCAAGUGCGGCUGCUCCAAGAAGUGCUUUUGAACGGCCCCGCCAACCCCCACCCCACCAACCCCCCCGAGGGAGCGAUCACGACCCCCGCAGUACAAACAUAAAUAAGCUUUCGAUGUGCCACACACGCCCUCUACCCCCCACCCCUCCCUCCGGCGGGGACGUUGGGGUGGCCACGCCUCCCCACCACGAAGAAAAUCUUGCCGGGGGGCGUGGCCGUGCAAAUGGCGUCCUCUCUCGGUUCAAAAGCAUUCCUCUACUGCUGCAUUAUAUAGAGUAUUAAUAUUUUUAUUUUCUUCUCGUUUUGUCGCCACUGCCCCGAAAAGACUGCGAAUUACCUUCGUCCCGAAUGAGAGGCCGCUCGAUUUUUGCAUUUUUGUUUAUUUCGUUUCGAAUUCUCAUUUUGUCCGUUCGUCCGACGCUCUGCUGAUAUUGUGAGGGAAGCAGAGUUGGAAAAAUGAUAUAUACAUAAUAAUUAUUAUACUUUGCUGCAGCUAAUCGGUGUCGUCGUUUGGUUUUCGUUGUAAAUACUCGCAACGUACUCGCUGAUAUAUUACCUCAAUACACAUUAAUUGAAUCGCGCUAUUUAACUAUAUUUACAUUUAUAUACAUACAGAAUAUAUAUUAAAUAUAUAUAUUAUACAUAGAUUAAUUAGUACGUAGCUAUUAUAUACUACUAUAUAUAUUCGAAUUAAAUCAUUAUUAAAUAAAUCAAUGUGAAUGUAACCACGUACACGACACAAUCUGUCUGCUCUAAUUAUUACUUCUCUCUUUCCGUUAUACAUUUAACAGACGCAAUUAACUCUAAAACAUUUCGAAUCUCAACCAAAACAAGCAUUUUCGUCACGUGUUUCGAUGUUUCGGUGUGUCGCCCACUCGUGUUCGGCUCACCUUCGCCCCCCAACCCCCAACCCACCCCUAGACAAUCAGAGGGGCGCCAGAUUCAAAAUCAGCGCCCCCUAUGCUUUUUCUCGCUUCUCGUAUAGAUCAUAGAGUAUUAUUUUUGCUGUGAUUAGUCUCUAUUAACCCCUUUCUUUGCGCCCCCUCGAUGGAAAUUGUAUCGAAAAUAAAUGAUAAUUAAUUGUGCUUCACUAACCGCAUUUUAUCUGUCGUCGUACUCUCUGCGCCGAACACUUUUCAAGCAAAAAAUUAAAUAAAGCAUUUUACGCCAUGUAACUUGAUCUACAAA